AAAAUCGAAUGGUGAAAUGCAAGAAUUUCAACAGAAUUUCGAUGAUCAAGAAAAAGAUCACAACGAGGACGAAACGAUCAUUGUCGUCGAUAUUGUUCCAUCACAAUUUCAACUUCGUUCGUCUGAUAGUCCACCUCAUAGUCCAUCACACAGUUCACGUCAUACCCCAUCACCAGGAAGCCUAUCAAAAACACCAGAAAAAGGAAGUAGCUCGUCAGACGAUCAUCAAUUAACUCAACAACCAUUAUCUUCUAUGGACCCCAAUAUUCGAAGAUAUAGAACGGCUUUCACUAGAGAACAAUUGUCCCGAUUAGAAAAAGAAUUUCAUCGUGAGAACUACGUUAGCAGACCACGAAGAUGUGAACUUGCUUCCCAAUUACAUUUACCAGAAUCAACAAUUAAGGUAUGGUUCCAAAAUCGUCGAAUGAAAGACAAACGUCAACGUAUGGCGAUGGCAUGGCCAUACGCUAUGUAUGAUCCAACGUUAGCUGCCAGCUUGUUCGCAGCAGCCACUGGAUCGUUACCACCAACAUAUCAUGGAACGACGCACUUAGCAUCAUCAUAUCCAGCUGCUGCGGCAGCAGCAUACUAUGCAGCAACUCGAUAUUCUCCCUAUCCAAGUACAGUUUGUCCCACCACCUCAGCAUCCUCCCUCCACAGGCCACAACCGCGGACUGCGGCAACCUAUCCUACGACUCACUCCCAUUUAAUACACCAUACACUCCUACCUCCCCUCCAUUUAACCGGAUUGGGCGUUCCAAGUGUUGGCAGUACCGCCUUUCAAAUCAACGGAGCUACGACUGCUAACGAAACAGCUACUUAUAGGCCACCGUUAUUAAGUCCAGUAGCAACACUCACAGAAGGAAGCAUUUUAAGGACAACGCCAACAUCAAAUUCAACUACGGAACUAACCAACGGUUUGACAGAUACAAAAAAAAAUGACUCGCAGAAUAAACCAUAUUGGAUUUUGGUGAUAAUUUUUGGUUACAUCUGAUCGAGCGAAACAUCACCCAUUGCUUAACACUCUC
Molecule: messenger RNA, 1028 nt
Organism: Vespa mandarinia (Asian giant hornet)
Lineage: Eukaryota; Metazoa; Arthropoda; Insecta; Hymenoptera; Vespidae
Gene: eve
Product: segmentation protein even-skipped
Biological process (GO): regulation of transcription by RNA polymerase II
Cellular component (GO): nucleus
Molecular function (GO): DNA-binding transcription factor activity, RNA polymerase II-specific; RNA polymerase II cis-regulatory region sequence-specific DNA binding
Source: RefSeq, a predicted model, not a curated record